This is a messenger RNA of Ascochyta rabiei, 102 nucleotides long. RefSeq lists its product as uncharacterized. Lineage: Eukaryota; Fungi; Ascomycota; Dothideomycetes; Pleosporales; Didymellaceae. The transcript has a single exon. The record is from RefSeq and is a predicted model, not a curated record. Bases 1 to 102 code for a protein of 33 amino acids.
AUGUGUACUGUAUACACAGAUUAUUAUAUGUGUGGUCAUGUGAAGGGAACGAGAACGACCGCGUGUCUAAAUCCUGCGACCUGCGUGAAGAGUUAUGCUUAA